Beta vulgaris subsp. vulgaris (sugar beet) is the source of this 3670-nucleotide messenger RNA. RefSeq lists its product as uncharacterized. Gene Ontology annotation, molecular function: calcium ion binding; alpha-amylase activity. NCBI's taxonomy places the organism in Eukaryota, Viridiplantae, Streptophyta, Magnoliopsida, Caryophyllales, Amaranthaceae. The record is from RefSeq and is a predicted model, not a curated record. Bases 317 to 2818 code for a protein of 833 amino acids. The transcript is spliced from 14 exons. Gene Ontology annotation, biological process: carbohydrate metabolic process.
CAUAAUCUCGACGAUUCCUGGCAUCAACACAAUUUUAGCCGUCCAAAACUUUAAAAUGUCUUCAUCAGUCGCUUAUCAAUCAAAAUCACUAUUAUCAACAUCAAAUCUAACUCCAUUAUCCUCCAUAUUAAAUACACCCUUUAAAAUUAUGAAGUUAGGAUAUGAAUCUGCUGAACUGGGAACCAAUUUGAAGAAAAAGGGCUCGAAUUUCAACCCUUUUUUCUGAUCACCGUUCAUUGCAUACCAGGAUUACUUGUUGAGCAUCUAGCCUGAUUCAUUAAGCAACCCUGAAUUUUUGGCUAUUGGAUAAUCCAGCAUGGGUUAUAUACAUGUUGAUGAUGAAAACAUUCAGCAGACUGAUACUCAAUCUUCUUCUCUAAUCUGUCCUAGUGAUGUCAGUUCAUACAAAUGGUAUCAGAGCGGUACGGUCCUCGGUGGCCAAGCUACUGUUGAACGUGAAGCUUUGGUGGUGGUGAACAACAAACUGUUUUCACAACAGUUUGAAGCCAAAAUGCAGGAGAUUACAAAGAAGUUGUGCGAAGACAUUAAAGGAAUUAUCGGCGAGGCGUUAGCUCCACUCAGAUGGGAGAUAGCCUUGCUCCGAGAAGAGCUCAAGGCGGAGGAAGAAACUGAAAUCAGCCACCAGGUUAAGUCAGCAACCACUGAUUUUCAACCUUCAGGUGAGGAAGUAAUUGAAAAUUCUCAAUUAACAUCAUCCUCACCUAAGCUUGAGAGAAGGAAGUGGUCACCGGUGUGUGAGACACCAGAUCCGAAGAAGACAGGGUUUGGUAGUCUUGGUGGAAAUAUUUGCAAUGACAAAAAUGGAGUAUCCGGUGGUAGUGGACGAAGUCAUAUUGUGGGAGAAGGCCAACUUGAUAGAGGGAGGAAUUUCGCAAAGGGAGAUUUCGGUGGUGGAUUCACCGGCGGAGGACAAGGUAGUUUCGCUGGCCAAUCUAAUGGAGUCCUUGUUGGUGGUAGAUUCGGCAAUGACCUAAAUCUAAAGGGAGGAUUAUUUAAGAGGGGAGGUGCUGGGGGCUCUGGAUCAGGUGGUGGUCCCGGUAUUAGUAGCGGUGGGAGUUCUGAAGAUGGCAGUAGAUCUGGUGGUGGUCUCUGUAGUGUUGAUGAGUGGAUUGACGAUGAAGAUGGAAGUGCUGGUGGCGGGGACGAUCUAAAUCGCGGCCUCAAACUCAGGCGAGAAGACAUGCAGGGCAGAUCUAGAUAUUAUUCCGGUGAGAAUGCCCGUUUUCAGCAUACUGGAGGCGCUCGCCGAGGUCUUCCCGAAAAUUUUGUCGGAGAUAGAACUUGGUGGUACCUCAGGCUAGACUCUAUGUUAAAGUCAGGGAACCAGAGAAAUCUCGAAACCUCUACAACCUUGGAGAAGAAAGUGGAAAUUCUGGAUUAUGGUGGAAGGGGUAACAUUGUAAAUCACUAUGUAGAUGAGUCAGCAGAUUACUGUGCAAAGGGAAAAGAGCAACUGGGACCACGUGCAUUUAAAUGUGAAGGGAAAAUCCACAACAAUUUUAUUAAAGUUGCUGAUGCAAUGUCAACUGGGCCUUUUCAAACUAAGCCCAAUUACUCCAACCAAGUUCAAGAAUCUACAUAUUUUAAUUCUCAGCUUAAAAGUUUGGCAACCAGAAAAGGAAGAGAAAUCAUUCUUCAGGCUUUCAAUUGGGAGUCCCAUAAAUAUGACUGGUGGAGUAACUUAGAGCGAAAGAUGCCUGAUAUUGCCAAAUCUGGGUUCACAUCUGCAUGGUUGCCACCUGCAUCUCAAUCCUUGUCUCUUGAAGGUUACCUUCCACAGGAUCUGUAUUCACUUAAAUCUGCAUAUGGUUCUGAGCACCUACUGAAAGCGUUACUUCAAAAAAUGAAGCAGCUCAAAGUCAGAGCCAUGGCUGACAUUGUAAUCAAUCAUCGUGUUGGGACCACUAAGGGUCAUGGAGGGAUGUACAACCGCUAUGAUGGAAUUCCAUUACCAUGGGAUGAACAUGCUGUAACAUCUUGUACUGGUGGAUUGGGCAAUCGAAGUACUGGUGACAGUUUUAAUGGUGUUCCAAAUGUUGAUCAUACACAAUCCUUUGUCCGAAAAGAUAUCAUUGAAUGGCUGAGGUGGCUGCGGAACAAGGUUGGCUUCCAAGACAUGCGGUUUGAUUUUGCAAGAGGUUAUGCAGCAAAAUAUGUGAAGGAAUACAUUGAAGGUGCAAAGCCGGUGUUUUCUAUUGGAGAAUUUUGGGAUUCUUGUAAUUACCAUAAUAGUCGCCUGGCCUACAACCAAGAUAGUCAUAGACAACGGAUCAUCAAUUGGAUCGAUGCUACAGGACAACUUGCCACUGCAUUUGACUUCACGACAAAAGGAAUUUUGCAGGAAGCUGUCAAGGGAGAAUACUGGCGUCUUCGAGAUGCCCAGGGAAAGCCACCUGGUGUGAUGGGGUGGUGGCCUUCAAGGGCUGUUACAUUCCUGGAAAAUCAUGACACGGGCUCAACGCAGGAACAUUGGCCCUUCCCGGCAAAGCACAUUAUGGAGGGCUAUGCAUAUAAUCUCACACACCCAGGUAUACCAACCAUAUUCUACGAUCAUUUCUAUGACUGGGGUACCUCCAUCCAUGAUCAGAUUGUGAAGCUGAUCGACAUCCGAAAGCGGCAGGAUAUUCAUAGUCGGUCGUCUGUUAGGAUACUUGAAGCUCAACCAAGUCUCUACUCUGCAAUGAUAGGAGAGAAGGUAAGUAUGAAGAUUGGAGAUGGUUCAUGGUGCCCACUUGGCAAGGAAUGGAAACUUGCAGCUUCUGGCCAUAGAUAUGCUGUGUGGUAUAAAGAGAACUAAAAAGUAACAUGAAUAAGAUGGAGUUUCUUUGACCAUCUUUUCUAUAUUAUUACCACCUUCAAAAUUGCUUCAGAAUAAUCUCAAUUAUUAAGGUUUUAUUUUCAUAUUAAAUUAACCGUAGAACUAAUUGAAAAAGCUUGUAAAAAAAUCGGAUUCAUCGUUUCCCCGUCUAUGUAUUGUAUGGGUGCACUUAGCUAAUAAACUCUAGUUAGUAGUCGUCCUUUAUAAACUUGUAAAAUAAGGUUGAUGGUACAUUAAUUGAUAGCUGCCUCUUCCAUGCAUCAAACCUCAUUGGGGGGGAGGGGGGGGGGGGGUUUGAAGGGAGGAGGAUAGAUUGUAUUGUUGUACAGGGAUCAUGUGAGAAGGGAUUAACGACAUUUUACCUUAUGAAAUUUUCUACUUUCAAUUAUAAAUUGAGUAUAUAUUGUUCUUGUUGACCCUGUUAUAUACAAAGUGGCGACAAUUUGCAAGUUCCAAUAAAAAAGGGGAGAUAAGGAGCCUGAGUUAUCUUGAACGGCUAAUAUGCAUGUUGGGCUUACAUCUUCAACUGCUUGAGGGAAUAAAGGGGAAUUAGUUACAAAGAGGCGUGAGUUGGACAACUUCUAAGGGAGACUUGUCAACGGCUAAAAGGGUUAUUUCUAGGGUAUAUAUAUGUAUUUCGUAACCUAAUUUAUAUUUUCCUUAUAGCUGUUAUUACUCUGAAUACUCCUAACCUACAAUAUUCUCUCUCUCCCUCAUAUUCUUUCAUAAAACCCUUAUUAAUAUUAUAUAAAACUACUGUAACAAUCAUUGUACUCAAGUUCUUGUAUUGACGAUGAUAUCUUUAUAUUGGAUUGAUGAUCAAGAGUAUAA